GUUUAAAGUGGACGUCAGUGCCUGACCACGGUCUGCCUUGCCUUGUAUGCUUGCCUCAUCGUGUUUCAGAGGAAGAGGAGUGUUUGUGGGAAGCGCUUCUCCUAAGCGCAUGUUGCGACACAUCCAGGAACAUUUUAACUCUCUCGCAAAGACUCCCGACCAACGCUCAGCGCUGCGCUCUUCUGGAAACUGUGGCGGUGGGUUAUUUUUCAACAUAUACAACACGGGACACCUACUUUUUUAUAUAUAUAUAAUGGAGUUAAUCUGAAACACUGGAAACAAUUUUUCCAAAUCCAACUGUUCCCAUUUUCGACUUUCACUUUUGUGCGCACUUUCAAAAUUAGGCCUAUGGCUUCUCUCCAGCUGCUUUUUCUCUUUGGAUUCUUUGCGAGCGUCAAAUCUGGUCUUGAACUCAGCUGUACCUACGACUAUGAAAAAGAGAUGUUUUGCCAGCUGGCGGCCGAACAGUGCUCUCAAUACACCCUAGACGUCACGGCUGCAUAUGAUCAACACAGAAACAGCUGCUCUAUGUGGCAGUGUGGCCAUGAACAAUGUUGCUGCUCACUGAAUAUUGAAUUUGGACCUGGGGAUUCUUGCACUGUAGAAGCCUUUAAUGGAAGCGAAAAAGUGGAUUCCAAGUGGAUUGAUAAUACCCUGGAAAUAAUAAAGCCCAAAGCUCCAACUAUUGUCUCGGUGGAAAAAAAGGAGAGAAACUUUGUUGUCAAAUGGAGGACAAACAUGAAUCCCAUACUUGAUCCACUGAUUUUUAAAUUGACUGUCUCUAAAAAAGAAGACAAAGAAAUAGUUUUUUCUAAAGAGGUCAACGCAGCUAAAGACAAUAAUCUGCAGAGGUAUGAAAUAAAUGGGAAAGAAUUGGAACCAAAUACGGCAUAUGUUGUCCGAGUGCAGAGCAAAACAAAUUUGAGUGGUAUCUUCAGCAACACAAGUAACGAGAUGGAGUUUGAAACCCCUGCUUCCUUUCAAACGUUGUACCUUGGAAUUAUUAUUGCCCUCAGUGUACUUGGCAUCAUUUUGUUUGUCUCUGCUUACACCUGCUUUGUAAGGAUUAAAAGGAAAUGGUGGGAUAGUUUUUCAGACCCAAAAAAACUUCUUAUGCCAGCCAUGAUGCCACAGGUUCUAAAACCUUCACCUAUCACCCCCUCAAAUAUCUGGAUUGAUACGCCAAAACCAAACGACGACGAUCAGACGCUAAAAAUGCUCCAGAACCAGAGAGAAGACGUCAGUAUGGAUUCUAACAGCUGUGGAAUCAGCCCAGGCUCUUCAGAUCCUUGUUAUGGUCAGGCUGAACCUCCUGAUCCCAAGGCUAUCAUUAAUUAUGCUCUGUGGAAAGCUUUAAACGGCUGCCUGCCAAAGAACCUUGGCUCGCCUUUCCCAAAUUUGGAGCUUCCUGUUUCCCAGGAUCAAAACAUGCCAAAUAUAGUUUCAAGAGAAACAAGUGCUGCCUCAUCAGGAAUUGUCAAUCGGAGCUAUUUUAUGUCUCUUCCCAGCCCCUCAAAUCAGACUGUGGACGACGGCUCUGGAGUCAAUUUCCCGGACGACUCCAGGUAUUCGUGUAAAAGUGACACUGUGAACAAUCCUGACCAUCAGGCACUUGCUUUUUUACUUCUGGCACAGAAAGAUACUUCACCUGCUGGGCGAGUAGACCAAUCAUAUCAGCCAUGCAAAGUAGAUUCUAGUAGAUCUAUAUAUGACAGCUCCAGAGCCGAAUUUCUAGUUGACCCUGGGUAUUCAAUUAAAAGCAACACUGUUUGCAGUCCUGACCAACAGGUACGUGCUUGUCCCCUUCCUGCUCUGAAAGAUAUCUGUUCUCCUGCGCGAGUAGUGCUGUCAUAUCAGCAAUGCAAUCCUGAUCCUAAGAGAUCUUCUUCUACAGAGGCCAACAGUGCAUCCUCCAGCAGUACCACCACAGGGUGUGGGUUUGAAUUCAGAUUUGAGAGAAGUGAUGAAGGGUCCAUCAACUCUGAAUUUAACAGUGAGAUGUUUGUGCCUUCAGGGUCAGAUUGCAGCAUUAAAAUUGCGGAUGGCUACAAGCCAUUUUCAAACAAGGUGGAAGAGUCCGAUGUGAUCAUUUCAAACAAGGUGGAAGAGUCAGAUGUGAUCAUUUCAAACAAGAUGGAAGAGUCUGUGUUCAUUUCAAACAUGGUGGAAGAGUCUGAUGUGAUCAUUUCAGAAAAGCAAAGCAGUGAUCCUCUAUGCGAGAACAAGAAUCUAAAUGAGGGAGUCUACAACAUCCCUCAAACCAGCUUGAUCCCAGGUUUGAAUCAGUGGUUUGGUCCCAGUGGGUUUCCACAGACCCCACAGAAACUACAUUUACCCAUGAUGCCUAAUCACUCAUCUGCCCCAGUACUGAUUGAUAGUGGAUAUAAAUGCGUGUAGUUCACCAACUCUCUGGUUUUCAGGGAAUAUACUUUAGGGUGUGGAAGCUGCAGCAAAGCUGUCAGUUUGUAGUGCUGCUCCAUCUAAUGGUUAGAGCAGGAAAUACUAGUAAUGUUUUGUUUUUUUUUGUUUUUUUUAACCGCAUAUCCGAUAUUUUUUCCUUUGUUAAAUUGUAUCAUCAGGGAUUUCAUUCCUUGACAUCAAUGGACCUCGGAGGAGAUUCAAAUAAGAAAAAAUUUGGAAACUGCAAUAGAUAUUUUUUUUAUUUACUACUGUGUUCAUAUUUUUUAAAAGAGGCUUUAUUUGUACAAAAUGUAAAUGUUUUUGUUUUUGCCUAUACAUGUGAGUGUACAGGUCUGCCUUAUAGUAUUUCUGUAAAAAAAAUAAAUAAAUAAAUGCGUGAGGAAAGCAGAGGAAUGUCAUGUUUCUGCUAGAUGACAUGUUCUAUCUUCAUUUUGUUCACCAAAUAAACUUCAUGUGUUUAGCAUUGUACCAAUGCUUGAAUCUAUCAUUACUGAGUCCUUUAAAAAAGAAAAACACAACUUAAAUAGAUUUAUGUGACAAAAACAUGCUGUUGUAACAUAAAACCUGGUCUGUUUAGUGUUUGGAAAUUACUUCCUCAUUGCUCUUCUCUGGAGCUAGGGUUCGUUUCUAGAGAAGUGUGCGUCACAGUCAUCCAGUAUGUUUGCUUUCACAAAUAGCGAGGCAAAGAUCUGCAACGAUAAGGGAUUACAGACUACUGGCCAAAUGAAGCCAAGAUUCUCGUUGUGAUGCAGCAAAUCCUUUAAAUAAUAAAGAUUUUAAAUCAGUUAAAAAUGUAUUUUGAAAAUGAUUCAUUUAUUUCAUGUGCACUGGCUUGGUAAUAAAUGUUUCUAUUAACAAGGAAGAUUUCUGAUUGUGUGUUAAGUUCUUAAAUACGAACGCUUUUGAAAAAAUGCUAAUAAAUCUA
Molecule: messenger RNA, 3346 nt
Organism: Cyprinodon variegatus (sheepshead minnow)
Lineage: Eukaryota; Metazoa; Chordata; Actinopteri; Cyprinodontiformes; Cyprinodontidae
Exons: 9
Coding region: 349-2397 (682 amino acids)
Biological process (GO): cytokine-mediated signaling pathway; immunoglobulin mediated immune response
Cellular component (GO): external side of plasma membrane
Molecular function (GO): cytokine receptor activity; protein binding
Source: RefSeq, a predicted model, not a curated record